Molecule: messenger RNA, 3032 nt
Organism: Fragaria vesca subsp. vesca
Lineage: Eukaryota; Viridiplantae; Streptophyta; Magnoliopsida; Rosales; Rosaceae
Product: probable receptor-like protein kinase At5g24010-like
Exons: 4
Coding region: 1-2490 (829 amino acids)
Biological process (GO): protein autophosphorylation
Cellular component (GO): plasmodesma; plasma membrane
Molecular function (GO): transmembrane receptor protein tyrosine kinase activity; ATP binding
Source: RefSeq, a predicted model, not a curated record
AUGGACAACUUUCACUUUCUCUCUCUAACACUCCUCUCUCUCCUCCACUUCUCAGCCUCCUUCACUCCCUCAGACAACUACCUCCUCAACUGUGGCUCCUCCUCCAAUGCCUCCCUCUUCAACCGCGUCUUCCUCGGAGACUCCAAUUCCGGGUCGGGUUUUGUCUCCCCCGCCCGGUCCAUUUCAGUCACCAACAAAAGUCCACCUCAAACUUCACCCUCCCUUUACAACACAGCAAGAGUUUUCACUACUACUUCAAGCUAUAGCUUCAGCAUCAAGAAAAUCGGAACUCACUUGGUACGUUUUCACUUCUCACCGUUUUCGGCUCAGGGUUUCGAUUUGAGGUCGGCUAACUACACCAUUUCGGUUAACCUGCUUGUUAUUUUUACUCAUGCACAUGUAAAUGGAACAGUGAUAAGAGAAUAUAUAAUUAAAUCCGAGACCAAUGUGCUUGAGAUUGUGUUUAGUCCUUUGGGAAAUUCGGGUUUCGGUUAUGUGAAUGCAAUUGAAGUUUUCACAGCUCCUGAUGACCUUAUUUUGGACUAUGGUGUUAAGUUGGUGAGUGACAAUGUAGAUGAGUACAGAAAUCUUUCUUCACAGGUUUUGGAGACUAUACAUAGGAUCAAUGUUGGGGGUUCAAAUUUGACUCCUUUUAAUGACACUUUGUGGAGAUUUUGGGUCCCUGAUGAGGAGUAUCUUGUUCUGAAAUCGGCUGCUAAGCGUGCCUCGACUACUCAUGUGCCGAAUUAUCAGAGUGGAGGUGCAACUAGGGAGAUUGCGCCGGAGAAUGUUUAUAUGACUGCGCAGGAGAUGAAUAAGGAUAACUCAACUGUAGCUGAGAUGUUUAAUAUUACAUGGAAGUUUCCAGUGGCUUUUGGUGGUGCUCCGCAUUUAGUUAGGCUGCAUUUCUGUGAUAUUGUAAGCAAAUCGCUAAACUUGCUGUACUUUGAUGUGUAUAUCAAUGGAUAUGCUGCAUACCGGGAUGUUGAUCUAUCGGUGAUGGCAUCCAACGAGCUUGCGUCUCCUGUCUAUAUUGAUUUUGUUGUGGAUUCAGAUGAUUCGGGGGUGAUAGAAGUCAGUGUUGGUCCUUCUGAUAUCAGUAGUCCUAUGAGGAGUAAUGCAAUAUUGAAUGGGGCAGAGAUCAUGAGAAUGGUGAAUGUGUCCAAUUUACAUGCGCAAAAUGUGUCUACUGCUUCUAAGAAGAAAAACAUAUGGAUUUGGGUGGCUCCAGUUGUUGGAGGAGGCUUUCUUGUUCUGUGUUUGGCAGUGAUUGCAGUUUUACUUGCUUUAAAGCGCAAGAAAACGAAGAAGAAACUACAAACCAGACCUUCAGAAAGUGCGAAUUGGACACCAUUAAGGGUAUAUGGGGGUAGUUCACAUAGUAGAAUGUCUGAGAGGACAGCACUUGCAUCUCCGGGCGCAAAUGGAUACUAUUGCUUGAAAAUCCCUUUUGCUGAAUUACAAGCAGCAACAAAUAACUUCGAUAAGAAGCUAAUUGUUGGUUCUGGUGGUUUUGGAAUGGUUUACAAAGCAGUCCUGAGGAACAAUACAAAGGUAGCUGUGAAGAGAGGUGUGCCUGGCUCCAGGCAAGGCCUGCCAGAAUUCCAGACUGAAAUAACAGUAUUGUCCCAAAUUCGGCACCAGCAUCUUGUAUCACUUAUGGGAUAUUGUGAGGAACAGUCAGAAAUGAUACUGGUUUAUGAAUAUAUGGAAAAAGGGCCCUUGAAGAAACAUUUGUAUGGUUCAGGGCUUCCACCCUUGUCAUGGAAGCAACGACUUGAAAUAUGCAUUGGAUCAGCAAGAGGCCUUCACUACCUUCAUACAGGCUUUGCUCAAGGCAUCAUACACCGUGACAUCAAAUCAACUAACAUUUUGCUUGAUGAUAAUUAUGUGCCUAAGGUGGCUGAUUUUGGUCUUUCGAGAUCAGGGCCAUGUCUUGAUGAAACUCAUGUAAGUACCGGGGUAAAAGGUAGCUUCGGAUAUCUUGAUCCUGAGUACUUCAGGAGGCAGCAGCUUACUGACAAGUCCGAUGUUUACUCGUUCGGUGUUGUGCUCUUUGAAGUGCUUUGCGCUAGGCCUGCUGUUGAUCCACUGGUUGAAAGAGAGCAAGUGAACUUAGGUGAAUGGGCAAUGCAGUGGCAGAAGAAGGGCAUGCUUGAAAAAAUCAUUGAUCCCCAUCUUGUUGGACACAUCAAACCGAGCUCUCUGAAGAAGUUUGGCGAAACAGCAGAGAAAUGUUUGGCUGAAUAUGGUGCUGAUAGGCCAACCAUUGGUGAUGUAUUGUGGAAUUUAGAGUAUGCCCUUCAACUUCAGGAAUCUGGGCCACGACAAGAACUGCCCGUAGGCGGUGAGAGUAAUGAGCUUCCCACAAACAGUAAUCCUCUUGAAGAUCCCUCUCCCAGCAUAAGAAGAUCAGAACAUGAUGGCAUUAGUUCUGAGAUCAAUACCAGCCAAGUCUUUUCUCAGUUGAUGACCAAUGAUGGCAGAUAGCCUUAAUUAGGCUUGUCCUGCAAUAUAUAAUCAAUACUAUACAAGAAGUUUAAGGAUCACCACUCUCCAUAUUAGGAGUUGUGUACUACCACUGAGUCAAAUCUUAGAGGUUUAUGGAGAAGAUGAAUGGUCAUUUGGGUUUUGUGAACAAGGAAGUGGUGUUUUCAGUUGUCCUUCAGGAAAAAAUCCAAUGUACACGUAUCGCGAAUCCAUCGUCCUUGGGACAACAGAUUGUUCAAUCUUUAAGGUCAAUCAAAUCUUGAGGGAGCUUAGUAGAGAGUGGCCUGGGUAUACUUAUGACUUGUUAUCAAAAAAUUGCAACCACUUCUGUGAUGAGCUAUGCGAAAGACUUGGGGUGCCAAAGCUUCCAGGCUGGGUUAAUCGCUUUGCACAUGCCGGUGAUGCUGCAAUGGAAGUAGCAGGAAACACAGCAGUUCGAUUGAAACAAGCAAAGACAGAGAUUGUAUCGGCGAGCAAAGUUGCUUAUCGUUUCCUUGUUGGCGUCACUAACAACAUAGGUUCUCCUGAAGCCUCUGGAAAUU